AUGUUUGGCAAUCAUCGGCUUAUGCUCUGCUUUUUCUGCUUGGUCGCAUUGACCACUGUGUCCCUGGCCAUCGAGGAGUCCUCGGACAUCGAGGAGGAUGUGAUCAGCAUUGCCAACCAGACGCAGAAGGUGAUCCGCGUGCAUCCGCAGGACCUGCCGCCCAAGAAGGACAACACCGGCAGCCAAAUGAACUCGGCCUUCUUCCAGAUCCAAACCCUGCGUCCGGUCACCGAAUCCAAGCCGCGUCAGUACGUGGACUCCAAGCAGAUGCGGAAGAGGCGUCCUCGACCCGCCAAGCUGAUGGGUGGCGGAGGAGGUGGUGGAGAUGUGGCCGCCAGUGGUGAAGAUGCGACGCAGCCAGCCUUGAAAUACGAACUAAAAGCCUCUCCCAAGCAGAAACUCAAGCAGCAGAAGCAACUGAACUUGGACGCUAGGCAGCAGGUGGAUCGGGUGGAGGUCCAAGGUCAAGUAUUACCCGUCCAGAUGACGCCGGGCCCCUAUCCCAUCUACUACGUGGUGUCCAAGACCAACGGGCGCUUCGGCAAGUUCCCCAUCAAGUCGUUUCGCUCGCCGUCGGAGUUCGCCAAGUAUCUGGUGAAGAGCAAGGCGGAGCCCAUCGCCAGGGAUCAGCGAUUCGAGGUGAUCUUGUGAUCUUCUCUCUUCUCUCUUCACUUAGUCAAAGCUAAAGUCUAAAUUAUUACCACCUAAUCGUAGUCGUAACUAUAAUAUUAUAAAUGCUAAUUGCCGCAAUAAACCCAUGUCUAAAUUUAGCCAAUGAAACAAAA
Messenger RNA from Drosophila takahashii, 785 nucleotides. RefSeq lists its product as uncharacterized. The record is from RefSeq and is a predicted model, not a curated record. NCBI's taxonomy places the organism in Eukaryota, Metazoa, Arthropoda, Insecta, Diptera, Drosophilidae.